AUGUCCCUGAAUGUCUAUACAGCCGGGUAUCCUGGAUUGCUAAUUAUGGGGCUAGAUCUCACAGAUCCAAUGGACUCUAAAGUCCUUACUCAGCGUGUAUCAGGCACGAAAAGAAAGACUAGCACUAUCGCAAAGGCGGAUAUGACCGAGUUCAAGACAGUGCUGCUAAGCAGUUCCCACACCCCGCGCCCAUGGACUCUUGACGGCAAGCAACUACCCGUAUCCUGGCACAUAGCUUUACCACUGCGGAGACCAGCUCCACGAAGCCCAGAAGCUAGCAUUGACAAUAAGGGCGCUAUCUACUUUGGCAAGGCCCUGAUCAAGGCUUCAUUUCUUAACUUCAUUGUCUUCAGAUGCACAUUUUGUCUUGAAAUCAGAGGCCGCUCAAGUGAAAGUGAAAACUCUGCGCUUAACCGCGCAGACAGAGAUAUCAAUAAUUAA
Molecule: messenger RNA, 441 nt
Organism: Penicillium oxalicum
Lineage: Eukaryota; Fungi; Ascomycota; Eurotiomycetes; Eurotiales; Aspergillaceae
Exons: 3
Coding region: 1-441 (146 amino acids)
Source: RefSeq, a predicted model, not a curated record